CACUUCCGCCCUCCCUUAAGAUGGCGCCGGCGGAAGGGGUGGGGUAUCGCUGGUUAAUGAUGGCCGCGUCAAGGCUCGAAUUGAAUCUGGUGCGGCUACUGUGCCGCUGCGAGGCGAUGGCAGCAGAGAAGCGGGACCCGGAUGAGUGGCGUCUGGAGAAGUACGUGGGAGCCCUCGAGGACAUGCUGCAGGCCCUGAAAGCCCACGCGAGCAAGCCGGUCCCUGAAGUGAUCAAUGAAUAUUCCCGCAAGGUUGACUUUCUGAAGGGGAUGCUACAGGCAGAGAAGCUGACCUCGUCCUCGGAGAAGGCACUAGCCAACCAGUUGCUGGCCCCUGGCCGUGUGCCCACCACAGCAAGGGAGCGGGUGCCUGCCACCAAGACGGUCCAUCUGCAGUCCAGGGCGAGAUACACCAGCGAGAUGCGGAGUGAGCUGCUAGGCACGGAUUCUGCAGGAGAGCCGAAGCUGGAUCUGAGGAAGAGGACUGGGGUGGCAGGGCCCAGGCCAGGGGAUGAGAAGCAGUCGGCCGCUGAGCUAGACCUCGUCCUGCAACAACAACAGAACAUCCAGGAGAAGCUGGCAGAAGAAAUGCUAGGCCUUGCCCGGAGCCUUAAGACCAACACGCUGGCUGCCCAGACUGUCAUCAAGAAAGACAACCAGACCCUGUCGCACUCACUCAAGAUGGCUGACCAGAACCUGGAGAAGCUAAAGACAGAAUCAGAGCGACUGGAGCAGCAUGCACAGAAAUCAGUCAACUGGCUGCUUUGGGCCAUGCUUAUCAUUGUCUGCUUCAUUUUCAUCAGCAUGAUCCUCUUCAUCCGUAUCAUGCCCAAACUCAAAUAAAGACCUGUCCCAGCCCA
Messenger RNA from Phyllostomus hastatus (greater spear-nosed bat), 859 nucleotides. It is a transcript of the gene USE1, whose product is annotated as unconventional SNARE in the ER 1. The coding region runs from base 21 to 842 and encodes 273 amino acids. The record is from RefSeq and is a predicted model, not a curated record. Gene Ontology annotation, biological process: retrograde vesicle-mediated transport, Golgi to endoplasmic reticulum. The transcript is spliced from 8 exons. Gene Ontology annotation, cellular component: SNARE complex; endoplasmic reticulum. Lineage: Eukaryota; Metazoa; Chordata; Mammalia; Chiroptera; Phyllostomidae. Gene Ontology annotation, molecular function: SNAP receptor activity.